Messenger RNA from Racocetra fulgida, 188 nucleotides. NCBI's taxonomy places the organism in Eukaryota, Fungi, Glomeromycota, Glomeromycetes, Diversisporales, Gigasporaceae. The record is from the annotation of a GenBank genome assembly.
AUGAAUAAAGAAAUACUACAAAUAGAAGUAGUGGAAGAUGAAGUUAUACAAGAAACUCUAAUAAUACAGAAAGAGAUUGCUGAAUUAAAACGUAAGAGAUCUUUAUAUACUAGAACGUCAAGAACAACAGCUUGGAGAAAAAAACAAAAAGCUGAUACAUUAUUAAAUGUGAAAGCAUUAUCUGAUUU